AUGGGUGAAGGAGAUAGAGCGACCUGCCUGACAGGGGAAAGAAACGAUGGCAGGCUGCCGGAAAGAGGCAAACAACUAUUGAUCACGGAAUUUUUGCGCCCUGCGUGUCCCUCCACUCCUGAUGUGGUUACUGCGGUGGAGCAAGGGGAGGAGAGGGAGGAUGAGAGAAAUAAUGAAGAUGGACAGCCAGUGGAUCGGAAAACCCGCAAAUCUUAUGCUACGGUGACAAAGAAGACCCUCCCUGACGUGGAGGAUCUCCCAAAUCCGAUUCGUGUUGGAUCUCUGACGAGGGUAGUGAUUCCACAGGAAGCGUAUGAAGAGAAACUGGAGACUUUUUCCUUUGCGCUGAUAGGCAAAGUAAACUUCAGAUUUGUAUCUAUGGAUGAUAUAAGGUGCGAGGUGGUUGCAAGUUGGAGGCUAAAGGGGAACGUGAACCUUUCUCCCCUAGGGAAGGGUUUUAUUCUAUUUCGUUUUGAGAAGGAGGGAGAUAUGGCCUCAAUAUGGAGGAGAGGACCGAUCAAAGUAGGGGGACAAAUUAUUCGCUUUCAGAGAUGGCGCCCAGAUUUUAAUAUUAAUGAUACUUACUCUCACACUAAGCUCGUUUGGAUCCGAUUCCCUGAGCUUCCCAUGGAGUAUUGGCAUGAGAGAAUCCUAUUGACCAUGGCAAAGGUAGCAGGAAGGCCUGUCGCCCUGGACAAUAAAACAUUAAAAGCAACGAUGGGUAAUUAUGCAAGAGUCCUAGUUGAGAUGGAGCUCAAUGGCGUUAGAGUUGAGGAGAUGCAAGUGGAACGAAGACAACCGGGAAAGGAGACGAUAUUCUGCUUCAAUCAGCGAAUCGUCUACGAAGACAAUAUGGUUCGAUGCUUCUCGUGCAAAAAACUGGGACAUCAUGCGAACCAAUGUAGAGGUAAAACGGUGGGGAAAAUUGCAGUGGAGCAGCCUUCUCAUAAGGUUGGCGGUGGUCACGAAGCUGGCAGGGAUGACAAUCUUUCACAAAAGGAAAGGAAUAUGCGGUCUCCUACCAGAAUGGUAGAUGCAGCAAAUGGGAAUACUUCCCAAAUCAGUAAUGAGCCAAACGUGGAGGGCUACCUUAAGUGCCAAGAUUUAGUGGUGGACUUAAAUGGUGAAGAAUAUUUCCCAACUGAGAAUAUUCCUCACAAUGCUAUGGCUGGGGUGGAUCCGAUGGGUGUUGGGCAGAGAGUGGAUAAUACUUUGGACGUGGAUGUCCUUGGGUCGACCCGGUCUUCUAACCCGUCUGAGAAUGAAUCGCAGGCAUCAGGUGAGGAGAGCGAUCACAGGGAGGGUGAUAUUCAGGUCAGGGAACCUCAGACACAGAGGGAGUACUCUCAAAUGGUACGUGCUUUACGACCACGGCGCAAAAUUAAUUACAAACCAGGUGGUAGGGGUGGCAGAGGGGGAAAGAGUGGCAGGGGCCAAGUUUGGGAGGGGGUUGAGAAUAAUUUGACUGAGCUUUCUCAAUCGUGCCUGGUGGAAGGCCGAGUAGUUAUUCAUCAUAAGGAAGUGGAAGAAAUAGAUAUGAUCAUGCAGCGUGUUGAAGGGUCGGAUAGACUUGGUAAGCACGUUUCUGAGACAGAGCAGAAUGAUGAGGCUGCUCACUACUCUGCCUCCAUGUAACUGUUCAUGAAGGUUUUCUUCUGGAACAUCAGAGGAAUUAAGAAGGCGGCAGGCAGGAAUGCCUUACGACAGUUUAUUAAGGAUAGAGCUCCGGACAUUUUAUGUAUAGCAGAGCCGAUGAUUGAGAGAAAUUUGAACACCCCAGAUGUUGUCUCUGAGUCUGAGCAGCACAUUUCGAUCAUUAUUAAGUGGGAAUUGAAAAGGUUCCAGAUUUCUUUCA
Macadamia integrifolia is the source of this 1855-nucleotide messenger RNA. RefSeq lists its product as uncharacterized. Gene Ontology annotation, molecular function: zinc ion binding; nucleic acid binding. The coding region runs from base 1 to 1635 and encodes 544 amino acids. The record is from RefSeq and is a predicted model, not a curated record. Lineage: Eukaryota; Viridiplantae; Streptophyta; Magnoliopsida; Proteales; Proteaceae. The transcript is spliced from 2 exons.